Messenger RNA from Cuscuta epithymum, 4121 nucleotides. NCBI's taxonomy places the organism in Eukaryota, Viridiplantae, Streptophyta, Magnoliopsida, Solanales, Convolvulaceae. The record is from the annotation of a GenBank genome assembly.
AAAUAGCACUGCGUACAACCCCUUUGCAAAAGAGUGCAACAAGCCAGCAACAACAUAUACCUCCCCACCUCUUUCUCCUCUCACUCUGUGCCAGUUCUCUUCUUUCUUUAAUAGGAGGAGUAAACCUGCUGCAACUCUCUCUCUCUAACUCUGAAAUAGAUGAAGCAGACACCAGAGAGAUGUUAAAGUCCACCCUCCACCGCAUCUGAACAACCUUCCUCACCUUCUCUAUCUUCUUUGCCUAAGAUUGGAACUUUUUUUGUUCCUCUCUCUGUCAUUUUUCUCUCUCAGUCUCUCUUUCUUUCACUCAAGACUCAGGUUAGAGUCACAUUCUUUUAGUCAAACCUUAGCUGUGAAAAAGGAGAGGGAUACAUACAUAUACAAAGCAGCAAAGCUCUGUUUUUUCUGGGUUACUUGUAGAGUUAAUUUACAUCUCAGAUCUACAAACUCACAGUCACAUUUCACAUUACUUGUCUCUGUACUUUUGGGUUGCUCUUUUAAAAGAUCAAAGAUGAGCAAAGAAGAGUUCUUGAAGAUCCAGGUAUACUUCUCAGUUCUCAUUACUACCCUCUGUUUUUUAUUUUCUUUCCAAGAAACAGAGUUUUUGGUUGUCGGUGAUGUGCAGAUUCAAAAUUCCUCUGUUUUCUUUUCGAUUUUUUUGAAUUGGUUAAAUCUAUCGGAUAAGUUUUGAUUCUGGGUGGGUGGUUUAAUUUAAUUUAAUUCUGGGGUUUGCUCGAUUUUCUUUUAUGGUGUAUUUUAAUGAUAAUAAUAAUGUGUUGAGUACUAAAGCUUCUGGCUUUGAUGUGACUCUGUUUUGUUGGGUUUUGCUUGUGCAUGCAGACUUGUGUGCUAAAAGUUAAUAUACACUGUGAUGGCUGCAAACAUAAAGUAAAGAAGAUCUUGCAGAAGAUUGACGGAGUUUAUAAGCUAAGCAUUGAUUCGGAUUCCGGCAAGGUGACCGUCUCCGGCAAUGUAGACCCGGCUACUCUCAUCAAGAAGCUUACCAAACAUGGAAAACAUGCUGAGUUGUGGGGUGCUGCUCCUAAGGGUGGGAAUAAUAAUCAGAACCAAGUUAAUAAUCAGAUGAAGAAUUUGCAGAUUGACAGUGGCAAGAAUGGGAAUAACAAUAAAGGGCAGGGGCAGAAGGGUAAUAAUAACAAUCACCAUCCCCAGCAGGUUCAGCAGCAGCAACAGGGGGGCAAAGCUGGAAAUCCCAUGAUGCCUAAUCCCCAGCAGCUUCAACAGCUUCAGCAGUUGAAGGCUUUUCAAGAUAUGAAGAUGGCUGGUCAAUUCAAGGAUCUGAAACUUCCCAUGGGUAUGAAUGGGAUGAUGCCUGGCGGCGGUGGAGGCGGCGCUGGCGGUGGAGGAAAUGGCGGUAAGUUGCAGAUGCCGAAUCUGAAGGCCGGGAAGCAGAGCAUGCCUGAGGAGGAUGAUUUCAGUGAUGAGUUUGAUGAGGAUGAUUUAGAUGACGAGUUUGAUGAAGAUGAUGACUUUGAAGAUGAUGAAAUGGAUGAAAUGCCGAUGCCCAAUAAGAUGAAGCCGCCGCAAGGUAUGGGUGGGGCUGCCGCCGGUCAGAUGCCUAAUAUGUUGAAGGCUGGCAAUAUUGGAGGUCCCGGCGGUGGUGGAAAUGGUAAGAAGGGUGGUGCCCCCCAAAAUAUUCCUGUUCAGGUAAAUGUUGGCGGUGGUAAAAAGGGCGGCGGCGGUGGCAAUCCAAAUCUAGGUCCCGGGUCGGGUCAAAAGGGUGGCGGUGGCGGUGGUGGAAAGAAUGCUGGCGGCAAGCCCCAAGAUGGCAAGAACAAUGGUGGCGGCGGUGGUCAGAAUAAGGCUGGAAACAAUGGUGGUGGAAGUGGGGGCGGAGGAGGUGGCAAUCACAAUAAUAAUGGCAACCCCAAUGGGGGCAAGAAAGGAGGUGGUGGAAUGAAUGAUGGGCUCCCUGGCAUGCCCAACGUGAUGUCAAUGAAUGCUGGUGGCCAAGGUGUGGGCCCAAGAGGAGGUAUGCCAAUGGGUCAAAUGGCUCAACAAAUGGGCCAGCAAAUGAGUAAUCACCCAAUGGGCCAAAUGGGUCAUCAACUCUCUGCAGUCCAAGGCCUGCCAGCACCACCGAUGGGUGGCGCAGCGGGAGGCGGCGGCUACUUCCAAGGUGGCGUCGGACCCGAGAUGGCAGCAGCCGGUAACCCCUACCAACAGCAGCAGUUAGCAGCGAUGAUGAUGAACCAGCAGCGGGCCAACGGGAACGAGAGGUUCCAGCACAUGACAUAUGCCCGGCCACCGCCAGCUGUCAACUAUAUGCCUCCUUAUCCUUACUACCCUUACCCCCCUCCCCCAAAUGACAACUAUAGCACCGUCUUUAGCGAUGAGAACACCUCAAGUUGCAGCUUAAUGUGAGUUGCGGCAGUCUCCGGGUAGCCGUUGCCGGAAUCCGUCCCGAUGUGGCGAUUCCGUUUGCAGCGUUGGAGUGGUCAGUGUCACUCCAAUAUUAUUAAUAGCUAAGCUAGUUCUUAAUUCCGUUAUAUAUCAUCAUUAUUAUUAUUAUACAAGAAAAAUGAAUUUUCUAUUUGCUGCUUUUCUAAUCCAGUUCAUUUUUGUUUUUGGUUUCUUCUGAAGUUGAUCAAUCACUCUUCAAUUCCCCUCUCCAGUCUCAGCUCUUCCCAAAUCCUAAGCUUUGAUUAGUGGCUUUGUGAUUGGGAGCAUCAAAUUUGAUGUGAUAGGCCUGCCUAUGUCUAAGUGGGGGGGGGGGGGGGGGGGGCAUUAAAGUUGUAUCUCUAUAGUCAAAUGGAGAUGUUUGUAUAUAUCCUGCUUAUUAUCUAACUCAUUAGAACAAAAAUAGCAACAAAAAACUGAGAACAAAAAAUCAAUGGAACUUCAUACGGAGUAUUUUUAAAUCGGUACACCAUUCAUACACUUUAUUUAUUUUCACAAAAAUUGUUUGUAUACAUAUAAUUCAUUUGAAAAUAUAUAAGUUGUCUUUACAGAGAUAACUUUGUUUCUAUGUAGAUAGAAAAAGUGUGCCAAUGGUGUAUAAGAAAAGGUGUACAUCAAUUGUUUUGUAAUACUCGUAUUAUUAGUCUUAUUUCCCAAGACUAGAAUUGUACGUAGUAUAAAAGAAUUAUCUCCCCAAAGCAGGGAUUUAUUUUAGUUUAAAAUUAAAACAAUCAGUAUGUGAAUAGUUAGAGAAUCUUCGCAGAAAAAAAUGAAAUUAUUCAAUGAAUUUGUUCAAUGAAUUUGUUCAGAAAAUUUUGAAAUUAUUAUAUUGUCCUCCAGAAGAAGAGCAUCUAUCUUCUAUCUAUAUAAUGGAGGAGCGGAUUGUGGUUGGGACGUGGGGUACCCAAUCUGCUGCAUGCUCUAAUGCAUUAUAGGCUUUCUGUGUAUGAAUAUGCAUUAAAGUUGUAUCUCUAUAGUCAAAUGGAGAUGUUUGUAUAUAUCCUGCUUAUUAUCUAACUCAUUAGAACAAAAAUAGCAACAAAAAACUGAGAACAAAAAUCAAUGGAACUUCAUACGGAGUAUUUUUAAAUCGGUACACCAUUCAUACACUUUAUUUAUUUUCACAAAAAUUGUUUGUAUACAUAUAAUUCAUUUGAAAAUAUAUAAGUUGUCUUUACAGAGAUAACUUUGUUUCUAUGUAGAUAGAAAAAGUGUGCCAAUGGUGUAUAAGAAAAGGUGUACAUCAAUUGUUUUGUAAUACUCGUAUUAUUAGUCUUAUUUCCCAAGACUAGAAUUGUACGUAGUAUAAAAGAAUUAUCUCCCCAAAGCAGGGAUUUAUUUUAGUUUAAAAUUAAAACAAUCAGUAUGUGAAUAGUUAGAGAAUCUUCGCAGAAAAAAAUGAAAUUAUUCAAUGAAUUUGUUCAAUGAAUUUGUUCAGAAAAUUUUGAAAUUAUUAUAUUGUCCUCCAGAAGAAGAGCAUCUAUCUUCUAUCUAUAUAAUGGAGGAGCGGAUUGUGGUUGGGACGUGGGGUACCCAAUCUGCUGCAUGCUCUAAUGCAUUAUAGGCUUUCUGUGUAUGAAUAUGAUUAGACUCGCAAGGGAUAAAUUAUGUAUGAUUCCCACAUCUCACCGAGACUAUACAGUAUACACAAUGCUUUACCUUAGCUUGAAUAAUAUUAUCCCCUGAAAAAAAGAUAAAAU